Molecule: messenger RNA, 1278 nt
Organism: Octopus sinensis (East Asian common octopus)
Lineage: Eukaryota; Metazoa; Mollusca; Cephalopoda; Octopoda; Octopodidae
Product: PRKR-interacting protein 1 homolog
Exons: 6
Coding region: 63-563 (166 amino acids)
Biological process (GO): negative regulation of protein kinase activity
Cellular component (GO): nucleolus
Molecular function (GO): double-stranded RNA binding; protein kinase binding; protein kinase inhibitor activity
Source: RefSeq, a predicted model, not a curated record
UUAAAAUUUUAUUCCAUCCAGAUUAAAACUAUUCAGUGCGGUAUUAAUGUUAAAGUACAAACAUGGCUGAGGAAAGCAAUGUUGUCGUCCCAAGGACGGCGACUGAAUUACAGAAGAUUAAACUUGAGAAAUUGAUGAAGCACCCUGAAAAAGAAAUAAUUAUUCCAGAUUCUUCAAAGGAAUGGGUACCAAAAUUACCUCCAGAAUUUAUAAGAAACGUUUGGGGUUCAAGUGCAGGUGCUGGCAGUGGUGAUUUCCAUGUAUAUCGUGGGGUACGUCGACGUGAGUAUGCUCGUCAGAAGUUCAUAAGUGAAAAGGCUGACAAAGAUAAUCUGGAUGAGAUUUAUCAUAAGAAGGUCUUGGAGAAUCAGAAAGCUGCUGAGGAACGUACGAGUAAGAAAAGAGCUAAAAGACAAAAGAAGAAAAUGAAGAGGCUGGCUAAAAAGAAAAAGGUGCAGGAAAAUAAAUCCAAACAAGUUGGUUCUAAUAAGGAUAUUUCUGAAAAUAAAGAUACUUCUGAUGAAGAUGACAGCGAUCCUGACAACAGCUCUGAAGAAGAUUAGCACAAUUAAGAAUUCUCUAAUUAGCCUGUAAAUGAUACUUUUGGUCAUUUUCUUUUGUGGUUCCUUGUCGUUCUGCUUGGUUGGCUUCCCUGUGGUGUUCCACAAAAAAACAACCAGGAACAACAAAAUUUUUAAAAAAACUUUAGUUAUCUUCCACCCAGGUUCCAAAACCACAACUCCAAAUCACCAUACAAACACUAGUUGCCAACAUCACCUACCUCUAGUCCAAUGAAAUUUUGCCAACACCAGUUGCUGACGUCACCUAACUCCAGACCAAUCAAAACCGAACUUCAGUAAAUACAACGAAAUGGCCCUUUAUGAAAACCAACCAACUGGAACGAUUGAUGACCGUCUCCACGGGGAAGCCAACAAAGCAGAACGACAAGCUUGACCACCGGAAAAUGUCAGUAUUUUAAUGAAUCAAAAAUCAGAUCCGCUCAUGGAAAAAAUUAUAAAUACAUCUGAUCCCAAAACAUACCACAACAAGCAAAAGCAUCUUCAGAAAGAUGAUCAGAGAAACUGUAAACCAAAUUCUUUUCUUUUUACUAUUUUCAUUUCUCCCUUGUGUUUUUCCCUCUUAACUCAGUAUGACUUGUCGAUCACCACUAACAUUAAUGAACUUUAUACAUUCAAACAAAUUGAUAUACAUUAUUUACAUUUGACAGAUAUUUGUCCUCAUCUUGUUUGUUAUUAACACGUCCAGCCUUCAUCAGGU